Messenger RNA from Acinonyx jubatus (cheetah), 993 nucleotides. RefSeq names its product translation initiation factor IF-2-like. The transcript has 3 exons. The record is from RefSeq and is a predicted model, not a curated record. Lineage: Eukaryota; Metazoa; Chordata; Mammalia; Carnivora; Felidae. Bases 1 to 504 code for a protein of 167 amino acids.
AUGGCAGUUCACAGUGGCGCCGGGAGGAGGAAGUGCCCCGCGCCUCCCUCAGCAGCUCCAAGUCCCCAGCCCCGGCGGCGACCCCGAGACACCUGUUUGGCUGCGCCCGGGUUUGGUUCCACCCUCCACGCUCCCCCAAAAGCACACUCCGCGCUGGGAGGACGAAGGGAGCCGAGACCUUGGACCCGCAGCCUGAGGGCGCCUCCGCCGGCCGUACCUGACAUCAGCCGCGGCUCCCUCUCGCCCCUCCUGGGGGGCGGAGAGGGGGACAACAGGAGACCGGCAACCUUAGCUCCUCCCGGCACCGGCAGAAGUGGCUCGUGGCCGCUAGCUGGGGCCGCCCGCUGCCGCCCAGAUUAUUCCCUGGCGGCGGCGGCGGCGGCAGCGGCGGCGGCUGCCGAGGCGGACCCAGCUCGCGCUCCCGCCCGCUCGCUCCGCCCCUCCCCGCAGCGCGUCCAGGCCGCGGCCCGCCGACGGCGCAGCCGCCACCCAGGGGUCUCCUAGCGCUGACGUCUCUGCCGCCGCACCAGCCCCAGGGAAGGGCGGAGCGAGAGGGGGCAGGGUGGGGCGGGGUUAUGGCGACGUGCGGACGCGGAGAUUGGCCGCCAAGCUCACGCCCCGCCCUUCUGCGAAGGGGUCUGGGAAGUCGGGUCUUCUAUGAGCAGUAGUCUCUGCCCACUUGCGGCUCCUCGCCGCUGGGCUUCUCCUUCCUGGUCCUGGUGCUGGUUUUGCACUAGCUUCCGGACCUUGAGAGAGACUAAGCAGUGAAACUGCAGGGACUGAAGCUGGAGGACUUUGAAUCAGAAAGCUGUUUUUGGAUUAGAGGGAGGAGCCUGUGAGCCACUGAGACAACCCCCACAGCAGUCAGGAGGUGGGGAUAAGGUCUUGGCUUUAACCAUCCUCUGUCUACAAGGCCUUAGCUUGAGGAUGAGAAAAACUGAGGUCAGAAAAACUGAUAGACCAUUUUAGAGGUGCAAGUAUCCUGAUGUUCAG